CUGGAACACGACAGGCAGGCAGCGCGCAUCUCGUCACGGUCGCUACGGGCGUGCUUGGUCCUGCCUGUGCCUGGGUCUCUGUCAGCACUCUCUCGUGCGACUCUCUCCCCCACCAGAUCUCGCCCAGCCUCAUCGCCCCCCACGUCGCCGCCGGCGGUCGGUCCGCCGCGCCUCGUCGCCUGUGGAGGAGCUUAUCAUGGCUUCAAAACGUAUCCUCAAGGAACUAAAGGACCUGCAGAAAGAUCCUCCGACAUCAUGCAGUGCAGGUCCUGCUGGUGAGGAUAUGUUCCAUUGGCAGGCAACCAUUAUGGGACCCCCUGAUAGUCCCUAUGCUGGAGGUGUUUUCUUAGUGAAUAUCCAUUUCCCACCGGACUACCCCUUCAAGCCUCCAAAGGUGUCUUUCAAGACAAAAGUCUUCCAUCCGAACAUCAAUAGCAAUGGAAGCAUAUGCCUCGACAUUCUCAAGGAGCAAUGGAGUCCUGCUUUGACAAUCUCUAAGGUUUUGCUUUCAAUCUGCUCCCUGCUUACCGAUCCCAACCCAGACGACCCUCUUGUCCCUGAGAUCGCCCACAUGUACAAGACGGAUCGGUCCAAGUACGAGACAACAGCCCGCAGCUGGACGCAGAAGUAUGCCAUGGGAUGAGGUCCAGUCCCAUGCUCAUAUCCGCUGCUUGCAUGCAGAAGAUUGUGUCACCGCCCCGAAAAACUAUUUCUGGGCCAUCAUUUUCUUUGAUUUCUUGCCGGUCGCAUGUGUGUCCUCGAUCCAUGUAGGAUCGAGUCGUAGUCAAACAUCAACAUAUCAUUGCCAAAGUUGAUAAUGAAAUCGACAUAUGAUUAUAACUAUGCUAGUGUUGAUGAUGAUAUUAUUCUGUAAAUGGUGCCCAUGGUCUUGGAUGUU
Messenger RNA from Brachypodium distachyon (stiff brome), 898 nucleotides. Its product is annotated as ubiquitin-conjugating enzyme E2-17 kDa. Lineage: Eukaryota; Viridiplantae; Streptophyta; Magnoliopsida; Poales; Poaceae. Gene Ontology annotation, cellular component: nucleus. Bases 197 to 643 code for a protein of 148 amino acids. The transcript is spliced from 5 exons. The record is from RefSeq and is a predicted model, not a curated record. Gene Ontology annotation, biological process: protein polyubiquitination. Gene Ontology annotation, molecular function: ubiquitin conjugating enzyme activity.